GACAGACUGAGACGGGACUGACACAGACAGAAACAGAGGAAGGCGCGGUUGGUGGGGAUGAGGCAACAGACAAGACUCGGAAAGAGAAGAGUGUCAGAAGCACAGGGUCUGGGGCUGAGAGGCAGGGAAAGAGGGAUGGAGAAGGCUACGAGACGAGGAAGUGAGAAGCGGGGAAAGCAAGCUUGGAGUAGAGAAAGACAGAGUCAAAGCCAGAAGCGGGAGCGGAGAAACUGAGGCAGAGGUGAAGAACAAUAGAGAGAAGAGGACAAGGGGAGUGAGCGGCAGUGACCGAGACCGAGCGCGGUUGAAGCGGACCCCGAGAGCCAGAGCUCAGUGGGGCGGGGCGGAGCCCCUGCUCCUGGGACCGAGCCAGGCCCCCAGCUGCGGACGGGCGGGAAGGAGAGACUUGGGGGGAGUGAGCUUCGAGGGGGCCCAGGGCGCUGCACUGUGUCUCUGUUCUUCCGGCUACCCCAGCAGCCCGCCUGACCCCUAGCUCGCCGUCCCGGGACCCCCCCGGAAGCCCCGCCCCAGCGACGGGCGGAGAAAAAGACCCGACGCGGAGAGAGGGACACAGACACACACGGAGUGACACACGGGGAGGGGUGGGGGGGAGGAAGAGACAGAGACGGAGAGAGACACCCGCAGCCAGAGACAUCCCGAAACGGGGACCUACAUUGAGAGACACCCAGGGAGAGCCCAGGGGCAGCAAUCUGGGAACGUGCGGGGGGCUGGCCAGCCAUGCUGGGUGGACAGCGCAGUCCCCCGGGCCCCGGCCCAGGCGCCCCCUCCUCACCAGGCGCGUCUCCCCGGGCUUCCCCGCGCAGCUCCCCCGGGCUCUUCAGGAAACUGCUGGUAAACCAGAGCAUCCGACUGCAGCGACGAUUCACCGUGGCCCACCCUCUCUGCUUCGACCUUGAGAAUGGCCUGUCUUCGGGAAGGAGCCCGCUGGAUCUGCAGACCAGUCCCAGCUCGGGCCUCGUCAUCCAGGGCAACUUCCCCCACAGUCAGAGGCGGGAGUCUUUCCUCUACCGCUCGGACAGCGACUAUGACCUCUCCCCCAAGGCCAUGUCCCGGAACUCCUCGAUUGCCAGCGACCUACAUGGAGAAGACAUGAUCGUGACCCCGUUUGCCCAGGUCUUGGCCAGCCUUCGGACGGUCAGGAGCAACUUCGCCGUGCUGACCCGGCUCCAGGACCGCGUGGCCAAGAGAGUGUCGAGCAGCAGCUCUGCUUCUGGCUGCCGGGCCCCGCCGCUGCCAGAGGAUGUCGGCCAGAAGCUGGCCAUGGAGACCCUGGAAGAGCUGGACUGGUGCUUGGACCAGCUGGAGACCCUGCAGACCCAGCACUCGGUCAGCGAGAUGGCCUCCAACAAAUUCAAGCGGAUGCUUAACCGGGAGCUGACUCACCUGUCAGAGACGAGCCGCUCCGGAAACCAGGUGUCGGAGUACAUCUCCCAGACCUUUCUGGAUAAGCAGAACGAGGUGGAGCUCGCUCCCCUGCCGGUCAAGGAGGAGGAGGAGGAGAAGGAGGCGGAGGAGGGCCCCAUGUCUCAGAUCAGCGGCCUCCACAGGCUGCCCCACAGCUCCAGCUUCACCGCGGCCGCCAUCCCAAAAUUCGGCGUCAAGUCUGACCAGGAGCAGCUGCUGGAGAAGGAGCUGAAAGACACAAACCGGUGGGGUCUGGACGUGUUCAAGGUGGCCGAGCUCUCCGGGAACCGCCCGCUGACAGCCAUCAUGUACAGCAUCUUUCAGGAGCGGGACCUGCUAAAAACCUUCCAAAUCCAGCCGGACACGCUGGUGACCUACCUGCUGACGCUGGAGGACCAUUACCACUCUGACGUGGCCUAUCACAACAGCCUCCACGCGGCAGAUGUCGCCCAGUCCACACACGUGCUGCUGCUGACGCCGGCGCUUGAGGCUGUCUUCACCGAUCUGGAAAUCUUGGCCGCCAUCUUCGCCAGCGCCAUCCAUGACGUGGAUCACCCCGGGGUCUCCAACCAGUUUCUGAUCAACACCAACUCGGAGCUGGCCCUCAUGUACAAUGACGCCUCCGUCCUGGAGAACCACCACUUGGCGGUGGGCUUCAAGCUGCUCCAGGAGAAGAACUGCAACAUCUUCCAGAACCUGAGCGUCAAGCAGCGGCAGAGCCUGCGCAAGAUGGUCAUCGACAUGGUACUGGCCACAGACAUGUCCAAACACAUGAACUUGCUGGGCGACCUGAAGACCAUGGUGGAGACGAAGAAGGUGACAAGCCUGGGUGUCCUGUUGCUGGACAACUACUCCGACCGGAUCCAGGUCCUACAGAGCAUGGUGCAUUGUGCUGACCUCAGCAACCCCACCAAGCCCCUGGAGCUGUACCGCCAGUGGACGGACAGGAUCAUGGUGGAGUUCUUCCAGCAGGGAGACCGGGAGCGGGAGAAGGGCAUGGAGAUCAGCCCCAUGUGCGAUAAGCACACGGCCUCCGUGGAGAAGUCCCAGGUGGGAUUCAUUGACUACAUCGCCCACCCGCUGUGGGAGACCUGGGCGGACCUGGUGCACCCAGACGCCCAGGAGAUCCUGGACACGCUGGAGGACAACCGGGAGUGGUACCACAGCAUGAUCCCCCGGAGCCCCAACAGCAGCCACGAGGCCUUCCUGGCCAAGGUUGCCGACAAGUUCCAGUUUGAGCUGACGCUGGAGGAGGAGGAGGAGGAGGGGGAGCCCAGGAGCCAGGUCGAGGAAGGGCAGGAAGAAACCAGCGGCAGUGACCCGAAGACCCUGGCCAUGGAGGACUCGGAGUCGGCGGAGGCGGACCCCCUGUCUCCAGAAGAGGAGGCCAGUCCCAAGGGGGAGGGGGGCCUGCCCGUGCCUCUGGAUAACGAGCGGACGCUGUCCCAGGCCCAGGUCGGGAGCCUGCAGGAGGAGGUGGAUCAGGAAGGCAACCUUCCCUGCUACCCCCUGGGAACAUAACAGCUGUGGCUGCCCCCUCCCCUCCAGGCCUGGAACCGCUUCUCGGACUUGGGGUGGGGUGGGAGGGAUUACAUUUAAAAUCCCCCUCCCAGCUCUCCCCUCUCCCCGCUCUGACUCCCCAAGACCCUGAUAGACACAAACAGGAAGCAUCCCAUCAAAACCCCCAGUGGGCCCUGAGGGGAGGGCUUGGUCUGGGCCCCACGGCCCCCCGACAGCCCCCCAGAGAGAGGAGAAACGGAGGGAGAAGGGAGGCAGGGGCUGGGGGAGCAAACGGCCUCCAGAAUGGGGAUAAAACUGAGAGAAGUGAAGAGGGGCUUCCUAACAGCGUCCAGCUGACUUAAAGGGAAGCCGUGCUCCCUGCCCAGUGGCGGCCUCCUAGCAGGCAGAGACCCCCCGAGGGAGGCUCACGGGAGAGGGGAAGCCAGCUAUCCUCCCGAGGACGGCGUGGCCUGCGCCCUCGGCUUGGGAAAGUGUGGGUUGGACUGGAGCUCUCACAGAGGCUCCUUAGGGUUUGGCCCUCGCCCUCCCUGCCGACAUCUGCUAGCUGAGAGAGCUCCCUGUGGACAGGACCUUGUCCCCUUGCUCAGUGCCCGAGGAGCCCGGCCCUUCCUGACCUCCCCUGGCUCCCCUCAAGGAAGCCCUCAAGGGUGAGAAAAAUGGCCGCUGAAGAAGGGGGGGGUGGGGAGAGGAGGAAGGAGGAAGUCCCUGUGCUAGGACUGUCAGUGGUGAGAUUGGCCAUAGUGAGCUCUCCGUCACUGGAGGCCGUUUGGCUGAUGGGGAGGUUAUAGGGGGCAUUUGGGUGGGAGCCCCCCGGGACUAGAGACCCUGAAUCCCGUUUGCUUCUGAGAUGUUGGGGGCUCGGGGGCCCAGACCAGCACCUCCCACUUUCCAUAGUAUUCCCACCUCCAGCCUGAGUAGAGGAAGAGGGGAGGGGAGAAAAGAGACAGCGGGCAGAAAACUCCAGGCUCCCCCGCUUCCCUCCCGCGCCCCAUGGUGCGCCUGUGGUAGCACCUUGGACACUGCCGUUUAAUUUAUUUUAACACUGGCUCACGUGUUUUUAAGAUUUUUUUGUAGCUCACUUUUUUUUUAAAGUAAAAACUUGGUCUCUCUCACACACAUAUACAGCUCCAGGCCUGCUCUCCUGGAAAGAUCCAGGCUCUGAGGGGCUGAUUGCUCAGACUGGCCCUUCUCCCGGACUGAGGGGGAGGGUUGCUUGCUCCGCUGGGGUGGGGGUGGGGGGCAAGUUAGGAGACCCUGGCUCUGCCCCUGCCUCACUGUGUAUCUUGGGCAAGCCAUUUCCUCCCGGGUAGCCUCAAUUUCCCCAAACAUAAAAUUGGGGAGGGCAGGUUGAACUAGAUUUUCAAAUUUUCUCUUGCCUCUGACAUGUUCCAAGAUCCCUCCCAGCCCUGCCCCCCCGGGUUCUAAGGGCCCUCCCAGUCCUACAAUUCUGUGUUAUAUGUUCUAAGGUCUCUCUCCUUCACAUUGUAAUUUGUGUUCUGUGAUCCCUCCUAGAACUGUAUUGUGUUCCUGUGUUCUAAGGUCCUUGUUCUACAGUGCUAGACUAUCUGAGCUCCCACUCAUCCUCCCUUCCUUUCCCCACCCUAUGUUUCUUCUGUCGGAACUUCUCCUCGGGUCUGGGGCGGCCGCCACUGGGCUUUCUCAGGGCCGCACAGACCACAGUUCCAGGGUGAGGUGGACGCAGCCUGGGCUCGGGGAGGGCUCCGCCUUCCUGCCCCCAGUCAGGCCCAGCCCCCCGUGGUCUGGGAAGGCCGGGGAGAAGCUUCGAUGUGCGAGGAGCCGGAGAGCCGGAGUUGGGGAGGCCGGGGCGGCCCGGCUCACGAGGGGCUGCCUGGUUAUGGGCUUGGGGAGGCCAUCCCUCGGUCCAUCGCCCUGGCCCCGCCGCCCUGGUGGAUGGGAGGUGGGCCCAUGGUGGCAGCCGGCUCAGCAGAGGGACAUGAGGGGAAAUUCCCCUGCCAUCCCCCCAAGCCCUCCAGGCUCUUCCCCCAUCCCAGCUGCUUUUCCACCUCCUGUGUGUAAAGUAGACUUCAGAUAAAAAGGAAAUCUUUGACAGCC
Antechinus flavipes (yellow-footed antechinus) is the source of this 5019-nucleotide messenger RNA. It is a transcript of the gene PDE4C, whose product is annotated as phosphodiesterase 4C. The record is from RefSeq and is a predicted model, not a curated record. Gene Ontology annotation, cellular component: cytosol; nucleus; perinuclear region of cytoplasm. The transcript is spliced from 15 exons. The coding region runs from base 739 to 2946 and encodes 735 amino acids. Lineage: Eukaryota; Metazoa; Chordata; Mammalia; Dasyuromorphia; Dasyuridae. Gene Ontology annotation, molecular function: 3',5'-cyclic-AMP phosphodiesterase activity. Gene Ontology annotation, biological process: signal transduction.